ACGUGCCGAGUGCGCUGAGCGAGUGGCGCCUGCACGCCCUGCGCUCUUCCACAGGCCGGCCAGGCGCCCGGGAGGCGGAGGCGGAGGCGGUGGCGGCGGCGGCCCAGGAGGCCGGUCUCGCGCGCCCGGGCCCGCGCUCCCGAGCGGAGGUCGCCGUUCGCCGCGCAGGCCGCGUUCCCUCCGCCCGCCCGCGGGGCGAUGCGGCCCUGAGACGCGGCCGCCGGCGCUCCGAGGUCGGACCCGAGGACGAGGAAGCGGCCGGGCCGAGGGCGGCGAGCCGGCCUGCCUGACGCGAGGGGCGGCGGGUGCAUGGCGCAGUGACGGGCCCGGCCGCGCCGCCCGCUCUCCGGCCUCGGGCGAGGCCGUCAGGCCGCCACCCCUCCUGCUCGGCCGCCGCCGCCGCCGCCGCCGCCAUGGCCAAUGACAGCGGCGGGCCCGGCGGGCUGAGCCAGAGCGAGCGAGACCGGCAGUACUGCGAGCUGUGCGGGAAGAUGGAGAACCUGCUGCGCUGCAGCCGCUGCCGCAGCUCCUUCUACUGCAGCAAAGAGCACCAGCGCCAGGACUGGAAGAAGCACAAGCUCGUGUGCCAGAGCGGCGAGGGCGGCCCCGGCCCCGGCCCCGCGGCGGCCCCGCUCCCGCCCCCCGGCCCCGCGCCGGCCCCCGCCGCGCCGCCGCCUAGGGCCGCUGGGGCCCGGCGGGCCAGGAAGGCGGCGCCGCGCAGGAACAGCGCCGCCGCCGCCGCCGGGGACGCGGCCAAGGCGAAGGCCCAGCCCGCGGCGGCCGCGUCCCCUCCUCGCGCGGCGCCCGGCGGCCAGGGCCAGGGCCAGGGCCGGGCAGCGGCGGCCGAGGCGGAGUCGGCGAAGGAGGAGCCGCUGGUCCGCUCGUCGCUGCUGCAGGAGAAGGCGAACCUGUACCCGCCGAGCAUCACGCCGGGCGAGGGGCUGAGCCACGCCGGCGGCCUGCGGCCCAACGGGCAGACGAAGCCGCAGCCCGCGCUGAAGCUGGCGCUGGAGUACAUCGUGCCCUGCAUGAACAAGCACGGCAUCUGCGUGGUGGACGAUUUCCUGGGCAAGGAGACCGGGCAGCUGAUCGGCGAGGAGGUGCGCGCCCUGCACGACACGGGCAAGUUCACGGACGGCCAGCUGGUCAGCCAGAAGAGCGACUCGUCCAAGGACAUCCGAGGCGACCAGAUCACCUGGAUCGAGGGCAAGGAGCCCGGCUGCGAGACCAUUGGGCUGCUCAUGAGCCGCAUGGACGACCUGAUCCGUCACUGUAACGGGAAGCUGGGCAACUACAAAAUCAAUGGCCGGACGAAAGCCAUGGUUGCUUGUUAUCCAGGCAAUGGAACAGGAUAUGUACGUCAUGUUGAUAAUCCAAAUGGAGAUGGAAGAUGUGUGACAUGUAUAUAUUAUCUUAAUAAAGACUGGGAUGCCAAGGUAAGUGGAGGUAUACUGCGAAUUUUUCCAGAAGGCAAAGCCCAGUUUGCUGACAUUGAACCCAAAUUUGAUAGACUGCUGUUUUUCUGGUCUGACCGCCGCAACCCUCAUGAAGUACAACCAGCAUAUGCUACAAGAGUGAGCAGCCAGCUGAGCAGUUUGUGGCUGGAGAGCAUAAGGAACCAAGAAUGGAAACUGGGAGCCUGGUCCAUACAUGACAGGUACGCAAUAACUGUUUGGUAUUUUGAUGCAGAUGAGAGAGCCCGAGCUAAAGUAAAAUAUCAAACAGGUGAAAAAGGUGUGAGGGUUGAACUAAAUAAACCUUCUGAUUCAAUCAGUAAAGACGUCUUAUAGAGAGACUUUGAUCCAGCAAUACCCUCCGUCACCUCCAAUGAUUGCUUGUCAACUUGUGACUACACAUAAGUGGGAUAAAGAAGAAGAGCCAACCAGUUGGCAUUUCAGUAAGGAAACAGAAACCACCUUUUUGUGUUGCAUCAGAAAGAAGAUUUGACCGUGUGGCUUUGUACUGCAUGACUGACUGCAAACCUGUGAUUGCUUAAGGAAGAAUAUAAGCUACCAGCUGAGAAUGGUCUCCACACCUGGACAUGAAUGAGUGCCCUAGGUAGCAUUGUUUCAUUCUUACAUUUUGUCAGAUCUGCCAUCUAGCUGAGUUCAGUUCAUCUCUCCCUUUUUUAUAUAGUCAAGUUUGAAUUUGAAGUAAUUUUUGUAUGAUCAGGUACAAUUUAUCAAAACUGAAUUGAGAAAAAAUUACAGCAUUGUCCCCCAAAAUAGCAUCAAUCUAUUUUUGUAAACCUCUUCGUACUAUUAAAUUUUGCCCUAAAAGA
Eptesicus fuscus (big brown bat) is the source of this 2281-nucleotide messenger RNA. It is a transcript of the gene EGLN1, whose product is annotated as egl-9 family hypoxia inducible factor 1. The record is from RefSeq and is a predicted model, not a curated record. Lineage: Eukaryota; Metazoa; Chordata; Mammalia; Chiroptera; Vespertilionidae. Gene Ontology annotation, cellular component: nucleus; cytoplasm. Gene Ontology annotation, molecular function: L-ascorbic acid binding; peptidyl-proline 4-dioxygenase activity; ferrous iron binding. Gene Ontology annotation, biological process: peptidyl-proline hydroxylation to 4-hydroxy-L-proline; cellular response to hypoxia. The transcript has 6 exons. The coding region runs from base 414 to 1790 and encodes 458 amino acids.